Molecule: messenger RNA, 1475 nt
Organism: Gasterosteus aculeatus aculeatus (three-spined stickleback)
Lineage: Eukaryota; Metazoa; Chordata; Actinopteri; Perciformes; Gasterosteidae
Gene: maip1
Product: matrix AAA peptidase interacting protein 1
Biological process (GO): protein insertion into mitochondrial inner membrane from matrix
Cellular component (GO): mitochondrial inner membrane
Molecular function (GO): ribosome binding
Source: RefSeq, a predicted model, not a curated record
ACAAGCACACGGACCAGCUUCCGAGGGGGGAAAAUGGCGCUGCCCAUAUUAAGAGGUUGUCAGAGGUUUCCAUCAACGUUAAGCUUUACUCGUCUGUGUUUCAAUGAAAGUGUCAUCCUGAACCGGUCCGGUAAACGACCGCUACCUUGUCCGUCCCCGGCCGCUGUGGUAGAAACGGUCCGCCCGUACAGCUCCGACCGCGGGGGACAGAACCAGAACCAGAAGGUGGUGGUCUUCGGCCUCCCCAAUCCGUUUAUCUGGUUCCGCACCAGAAUCUACUACUUUCUGAUCCGGGCUUACUUUGAUAACGAGUUCAACAUCGAAGAGUUCGCGGAUGGAGCGAAGCAGGCCUUCACACAUGUCUCCGGGCUGCUGUCUCGGUGUCACUUCGAAGCGUUGGAAGGACUCGUGGCUAAGGACUUGAUUACAAAGCUGGAGGACAAAUGCAACGCGCUGCCAUCGAGCCACAAGAAAGCUCUCUCUGCAGAUCCUGAUGACAUCAUGUACACAACACCUGGAGACGUGGGGAUCUACUAUGAUGAUGAUGGGAGAAAAUUUGUCACCAUUCUGAUGCGUUUCUGGUAUCUGACAAAUGCACGUCUUCCUGAAGACACCCUGGAAGGAACCCGCGUCUUCCAGGUGGCCAUCGGUGGAGAAGGAGAGGCAGAAACGAAGAGACUCCUCAGUGCAAACUAUGAAUUCCAAAGGGAGUUCACGAAGGGUGUGCCUCCAGACUGGACCAUUACCAGGAUUGAGCACUCCAAGCUUUUGGAUUAAAGUGGUUUUGAUUAAGUGGCAGUUGUGCCACUGGAAAUGAAUCAAAGACAUGACAUCACCCUCACUAUCUGCUUUUAUUAAAUUGAGUUACACUAAAGCAGCUCAUGAUAAUCCACUGGGGAAAAUGUGAUGCAUCGAGGAAAGCAGCAGGAAAAGACCUGGAUUCACUCGAAAUUCAUCGAGGCGACCAAUUGAUGGCAUAGAGACCAGACAUCAGUGUUUCUUAGGAUAUUCUUCUAAAUCUCUGGUACCCCCUCAACGAAAAUGUGAUCUGCACCUCUUCUUUGAAACACUCGUCUUGUCUGGUACUUUAUUUCCAAGUAAAGACAUUGAGAAUACAUUUCUCUAUGUAAGGCUGUGUGGUAUAAGAUGUUUCAAUUCAUUCUGCCAGAUUUGUUUUCACACAAAUAAUUUGUCUCUUUUUUAUCUCACUUAACCUGACUAUACAUGCUAUAUGUGUGUUGUGUUUGCAUACAUAUGUUUGCAAGGAUUGAGGUUGCCUGAUGCAGCUGCAAAAGACCCUGUUUUAUUAAAGAUGUGAGAAAAUAGCGGUUUAAUUAAUUGUUCCUUUAUGAUAAUGGAAAUAAGGUGUCUUGCGACAUAGAAACGUCAAUGAAAAUCCCGUACGGCUGUGUGAAAAACAUCUACAUCAAAGUUUAAAAAAUCAAUAAAAGAAAAAAGCAUGAAAGAAAACCAAA